UGUGUUAAGCAUAGUACAAUAACAUAACCUAUAAAAGAGCAGCAAAAUGUGUGCAUUGUCAAAAUCAAAAUAAAUAAAUAUUUUAAAUAAGUUAACCAAUUAAAUGUCCACAUUAUAAUCAAUUAUGGCAGUGUGUGUUGCGGUUAUUGGCAAAGAUAAUUCUCCAAAGUACAUAAAGUGCACUGAUGAAACAAAUGCUCUACAAUUUCAUUACAAAAUCCAUACUUCUAUAGAUAUUGUGGAGGAAAAAUUGAAUAUUGGAAAUAAGACAGCAGCAGACGUUAGAGAAUUAUUUUUAGGAAUGCUUUACUCCACAGAAGAGUAUAAAAUAUUUGGGUAUGCAACCAAUACAAAAAUUAAAUUUAUAGUAGUUUUGCAAUCUUCAAAUGCUACUUUGAGGGACAAUGAAGUGAGAAUGAUGUUUCGUAAAUUGCACAUAGCUUAUGCUAAUGCAGUGAGUGAUCCAUUUUACAUUCCUGGUGAUCAAAUCAAAUCCAAAUCUUUCGACUCUGCUGUGAUGGAUAUGAUGGGGUUAUGAGAAAAACCAAAUUGAGAUAUAAUAUUGCGUUUAAUUAAGAAUGACAU
Messenger RNA from Copidosoma floridanum, 585 nucleotides. Its product is annotated as trafficking protein particle complex subunit 2-like protein. Lineage: Eukaryota; Metazoa; Arthropoda; Insecta; Hymenoptera; Encyrtidae. Gene Ontology annotation, biological process: endoplasmic reticulum to Golgi vesicle-mediated transport. The record is from RefSeq and is a predicted model, not a curated record.